Camelina sativa (false flax) is the source of this 2490-nucleotide messenger RNA. Its product is annotated as homeobox-leucine zipper protein GLABRA 2. The record is from RefSeq and is a predicted model, not a curated record. Gene Ontology annotation, biological process: regulation of DNA-templated transcription. Gene Ontology annotation, molecular function: DNA-binding transcription factor activity, RNA polymerase II-specific; DNA binding; lipid binding. NCBI's taxonomy places the organism in Eukaryota, Viridiplantae, Streptophyta, Magnoliopsida, Brassicales, Brassicaceae.
UUUAAAAAGAAAAGAGAGAGAGAGAGAUAUAUAUAUAUAUAUAAAAGGAAGAGGAAGUGCGACGAGAAAGAGGGGAAGAUAAGCAAAUUAAGAAGGGAUUGGAUUUUGUAUGUCAAUGGCCGUCGAGAUGUCUUCGAAACAACCCACCAAAGAUUUUUUCUCAUCUCCAGCCCUCUCCCUCUCUCUCGCUGGGAUAUUCCGAAAUGCAUCUUCCGGCAACACCGACCCUGCCGAGGAGGACUUUCUGAGCAGAAGGGUAGUUGACGAUGAGGAUCGUACAGUGGAGAUGAGCAGCGAGAACUCAGGACCCACGAGAUCCAGAUCAGAGGAGGACUUGGAGGGUGAGGAUCACGAGGAGGACUUGGAGGACGACGACGGCAACAAAGGCAAUAAGAGGAAGAGGAAGAAGUAUCAUCGCCACACCACCGAUCAGAUCAGACACAUGGAAGCGCUAUUCAAAGAGACACCACAUCCGGACGAGAAGCAACGACAGCAGUUAAGCAAGCAAUUAGGACUGGCUCCUCGCCAGGUCAAGUUCUGGUUUCAAAAUCGCCGCACCCAGAUCAAGGCUAUUCAAGAACGGCACGAGAACUCGCUGCUCAAGGCUGAGCUAGAGAAGCUGCGAGAGGAAAACAAAGCCAUGAGAGAGUCGUUUUCCAAGGCGGCUAAUUCCUCCUGCCCCAACUGCGGAGGAGGCCCCGAUGAUCUCCACCUCGAAAACUCCAAACUGAAAGCCGAGCUUGAUAAGCUUCGUGCAGCUCUCGGUCGUACUCCCUAUCCCCUGCAGGCUUCAUGCUCCGAAGAUCAAGAACAACGUCUCGGAUCUCUCGAUUUCUACACUGGCGUGUUUGCCCUGGAGAAGUCCCGCAUCGCCGAGAUUGCCAACCGAGCCACCCUUGAACUCCAGAAGAUGGCCACCUCCGGCGAACCUCUGUGGCUCCGCAGCGUUGAGACUGGCCGUGAGAUUCUUAACUACGAUGAGUACCUCAAGGAGUUUCCUCAAGCUCAAGCCUCUUCGUUUCCUGGAAGGAAAACCAUCGAAGCAUCCAGAGAUGUGGGGAUUGUGUUUAUGGACGCCCAUAAACUUGCCCAGAGUUUCAUGGACGUGGGGCAAUGGAAAGAGAUGUUUGCGUGCUUGGUCUCAAAGGCGGCGACUGUUGAUGUAAUCCGUCAAGGUGAAGGGCCUUCACGGAUUGACGGUGCCAUUCAGUUGAUGUUUGGGGAGAUGCAGCUGCUCACUCCGGUCGUUCCCACUAGAGAAGUGUACUUCGUGAGAAGCUGCCGGCAGCUGACCCCUGAGAAAUGGGCUAUUGUGGACGUCUCGGUGUCCGUGGAGGACAGCAACACGGAGAAGGAGGCUUCUCUUCUUAAAUGUCGGAAACUACCCUCAGGGUGCAUCAUCGAGGACACCUCCAACGGCCACUCCAAGGUCACCUGGGUGGAGCACCUCGACGUGUCUGCCUCCACAGUUCACCCUCUCUUCCGCUCCUUAGUCAACACCGGUUUGGCCUUUGGGGCUCGACACUGGGUAGCCACACUUCAGCUCCACUGCGAACGCCUCGUCUUCUUCAUGGCUACCAACGUCCCCACCAAGGACUCUCUCGGAGUUACAACGCUGGCCGGGAGAAAGAGCGUGCUGAAGAUGGCGCAAAGGAUGACACAAAGCUUCUACCGCGCCAUUGCUGCAUCAAGCUACCAUCAAUGGACAAAAAUCACCACAAAAACUGGUCAAGACAUGCGAGUUUCUUCCAGGAAGAACCUCCAUGAUCCUGGGGAACCCACGGGAGUCAUUGUCUGCGCUUCUUCUUCCCUCUGGUUACCUGUUUCUCCAACUCUUCUCUUUGAUUUCUUUAGAGAUGAAGCUCGUCGCCAUGAGUGGGAUGCUUUGUCGAACGGAGCACAUGUUCAGUCUAUUGCAAGCUUAUCCAAGGGACAAGACAGAGGCAACUCAGUGGCUAUCCAGACAGUGAAAUCGAGGGAAAAGAGCAUAUGGGUGCUGCAAGACAGCAGCACUAACUCGUAUGAGUCGGUGGUGGUAUACGCUCCUGUAGAUAUAAACACGACGCAACUGGUGCUCGCGGGACAUGAUCCAAGCAACAUCCAAAUCCUGCCCUGUGGAUUCUCAAUCAUACCCGAUGGAGUAGAGUCACGGCCACUGGUAAUCACGACAACACAAGACGACAGAAAUAGCCAAGGAGGGUCUCUCCUCACACUGGCCCUCCAAACCCUCAUCAACCCUUCUCCUGCAGCAAAACUGAACAUGGAGUCUGUGGAUUCCGUCACAAACCUCGUCUCUGUUACGCUACACAACAUUAGGAGAAGCCUACAAAUCGAAGAUUGUUGAUGACAACAGGUGCCCACUCUCUUAUAUGUGAAGAAGAAGAUGUUACUAUCUAUAUAUAAGUAUAUGAUAAUGUAUAGCAUUGCAUUAAGUAUUGUACAAAAACGAGGACGAGCUCUCUCUUCUGCAAUCAUAUUAUUAUUAUCCAA